AUGCCGUCUCACGAGUUAGCCAGUCUCCGGUCUCUACCCCAUCCCCCAUCGUCUCGCUCAUCGUCCCGUUCCGAGCUCGAGCAGCUGCCACUGCCUCCGGUGGACCAGGGCAAAGGCGCCUGGCUGAUGCUGGCCGCGUGCUGUGUGAUCCAAUUGCCGGUCUGGGGAUAUUCUCUCGUCUCCGGUAUCUUCCAGGAGUACUUUGCCACGCACAAGGAUCUUCAGGGCAGCAAAGGCGGGCUGGCGAUGGUGGGAACCACAUCAACGGGAAUCCUGUACCUGCUGUCCCCGGUGACCUUCACGCUGUUGACCCGCCAUCCCCAUCUCCAGAAGUACUGCGCCCCCGUCGGCCUGGUCCUCACCGUCGGCGGGUCUCUGCUUUCCUCCUUCGCCACGACCGUCUGGCAGCUGAUUGCAACCCAGGGGGUGAUCUGCGGUCUGGGCAAUGGUCUCGUCUUCAGCCCGACUACCCUCUAUCUGGACCAAUGGUUCAUUCGCCGCAAGGGCCUGGCAUAUGGGAUCAUGUGGGCAGCCAAGAGCAUCUCCGGCGUGGCUCUUCCCUUUGUGGCGAGUGCGUGUCUCGAUAGCUUUGGGGCAAGGACCACGCUGAGGGCGUGGACGGUCAUCACGCUGCUCACCAUCCUCGCAGCGCUGCCCUUCGUCAAGCCACGGAUCCCCCCAUCCCCGUCCACCACCCCUCAGCCACUCAACCUGGCUUUCUUGAAGCUCGUCACGUUCUGGAUGCUGCAGCUGGGAAACAUCAUCCAGGGCUUCGGGUACUUCUUGCCCAGCGCCUAUCUCCCGUCGUACUCCACGACCGCAGCCGGUCUGUCCGCCACAACAGGCACUCUCCUGCUGGCGCUGUUUAAUGCCACUUCUGUGGCCGGGGGCAUUGUUCUGGGGGCUUUGUGUGAUCGCUUUGCCGUCUUUAAUAUCAUGCUGCUCUCCUCCGUAGGCUCGGGACUGUCCGUCCUGCUGUUCUGGGGCUUGUCGACAUCUGCCUCCUCCGCCAGCUAUCCACACGCUGCCAUCGCCUUGCUGACUCUCUUCUCCAUCACGUACGGGUUCUUCGCGGGCGGCUUCAGCUCCACGUGGUCCGGGGUGCUCACCCAGGUCAAGCGCGAGAUGCCCUCGUUGGAGACGGGGCUGGUGUUCGGGCUGCUGGCCGGUGGACGGGGCAUCGGUAGUGUCGCCAGUGGUCCGUUGAGCUCGGCACUGAUGCAGCAGGGGUCUCUCGCUGGAAAGGAGAGCGGUGGGAUCGGAUAUACCACCGAUUACGGGGCGCUGAUUCUAUUCACGGGGGUGACGGCCAUUCUGGGGGGAUGGGGGUGGAUCUGGCGGUACUCCAGUGGCUGCCUGAGUAGAUAG
Messenger RNA from Aspergillus heteromorphus CBS 117.55, 1368 nucleotides. RefSeq names its product putative MFS monocarboxylate transporter. Lineage: Eukaryota; Fungi; Ascomycota; Eurotiomycetes; Eurotiales; Aspergillaceae. Gene Ontology annotation, molecular function: transmembrane transporter activity. Gene Ontology annotation, cellular component: fungal-type vacuole membrane. The record is from RefSeq and is a predicted model, not a curated record. The coding region runs from base 1 to 1368 and encodes 455 amino acids. The transcript has 4 exons. Gene Ontology annotation, biological process: transmembrane transport.